Cervus elaphus (red deer) is the source of this 5487-nucleotide messenger RNA. RefSeq names its product ring finger protein 144A (gene RNF144A). Bases 415 to 1362 code for a protein of 315 amino acids. Gene Ontology annotation, cellular component: cytoplasm; Golgi apparatus; ubiquitin ligase complex. The record is from RefSeq and is a predicted model, not a curated record. The transcript has 10 exons. NCBI's taxonomy places the organism in Eukaryota, Metazoa, Chordata, Mammalia, Artiodactyla, Cervidae. Gene Ontology annotation, molecular function: zinc ion binding; ubiquitin conjugating enzyme binding; ubiquitin protein ligase activity. Gene Ontology annotation, biological process: ubiquitin-dependent protein catabolic process; protein polyubiquitination; positive regulation of proteasomal ubiquitin-dependent protein catabolic process.
AAUAAAGGGCGGCUCCGCGCGGAGCGGCGCGGACAGCCGGCCUCAGACCGCGGACCUCGGCGCUCGGAGCCUCGCUCGCGGCUGAGCAGGAGCGGCGGCCCCCACCCCCGGGGCCCCGGACGCGCGGGACCAGGUGGUCAGCACUCGGUGGAAUCCGGUGUUCUCCGCAUCACCCAGGUCUGCAGGGACCCCAGUGCCACAGACCUCCUCCCUCUUCUCCAGGAGGGCGUCCUGCCAUGAGGGGGCGGGCCAGCUGAGCCCCUGGGGACCCUGGAAUUUGGCUGGAAGACCGUUCCUCUCCUCCCAUCAGGACGUAUCAGAGCGCUGACCUACGUGCUGUUGAGCACUUACUACACCGCGGUAAGCGUCGACUACACGGGCGGUUCUGUGAGUAGAGCUUCUGGGGAUCCGAAGAUGUUUGGCAGAGAUCCAGCCUUCACGGAGACGUCCGGAUGUUUGGAGAGACGAGACUGCUCUGCCAUGAGCGCCGCGCGCGCGUGCCGGCCGUCCUGGGACUUGGCCCUGGACCCACUGGUGUCCUGCAAGCUGUGUCUGGGGGAGUACCCCGUGGAGCAGAUGACGACCAUCUCCCAGUGCCAGUGCGUCUUCUGCACCCUGUGCCUGAAACAGUAUGUGGAGCUCUUGAUCAAAGAAGGAUUAGAAACUGCGAUUAGCUGUCCAGAUGCUGCCUGCCCCAAACAGGGCCACCUGCAGGAGAAUGAGAUUGAGUGCAUGGUGGCAGCUGAGAUUAUGCAAAGAUACAAAAAGCUACAGUUUGAAAGAGAGGUGCUCCUGGACCCCUGUCGGACUUGGUGCCCAGCGUCUACCUGCCAGGCGGUGUGCCAGCUCCAGGAGAUGGGGCUACACACCCCCCAGCUGGUCCAGUGCAAAGCCUGUGACACGGAGUUCUGCUCUGCCUGCAAAGCCAGCUGGCACCCUGGCCAGGGUUGCCCAGAGACCAUGCCCAUCACCUUCCUUCCCGGGGAGACCAGCUCCGCUUUCAAGCUGGACGAGGACGAUGCGCCCAUCAAGCGCUGCCCCAAGUGCAAAGUCUACAUCGAGCGGGACGAAGGCUGUGCCCAGAUGAUGUGUAAGAACUGCAAACACGCCUUCUGCUGGUACUGCCUCGAGUCCCUGGAUGACGACUUCCUCCUGAUCCAUUAUGAUAAAGGGCCCUGCAGGAACAAGCUGGGCCACUCCAGGGCGUCUGUCAUCUGGCAUCGGACACAGGUCGUGGGCAUCUUUGCCGGAUUUGGGCUCCUGCUCCUAGUGGCCUCCCCUUUCCUGCUCCUGGCCACUCCGUUUGUACUUUGCUGCAAGUGCAAGUGCAGUAAAGGUGACGAUGACCCUCUGCCCACCUAGAGAACGGCGCGAUGCUGGAGCAGGACCCCCGCCUGCGGGAAGCGUGGUUCCCCCACCCCACCCGGCUGUCCCCCUCUCACUAAACAUCUCUCUUGCCUUAUGUGCCCCAUUGAGCUUCACAGUGUCACGCCAGGACGCCGUGAUUCCAGGGACUGAUGUCAGGUCAUCGGCCGAGGCCCCAGGUGCGGUCACCCCCGGCAUGGGGGAGGCAAGGCUGGCGUGGGUGGGGCGCCUCACACAGGGUGGGUCUCCGCAGACUCGCCGAGGGAGGUGCUGUGCGGAGCGCCCCCUACCCCGGUGACGUUCUCCCCAUCCCGCUGGACCGGGACCCUCUGAUGUUGCCGAGGGGAUCAUCUCAAGCAGAGUGCAGUCUGUCUCCUCCCUGGCUUCAAGCUGGCGCCUCCUCGUGGCUGAGAGAAGUCCUUUAAGGAUCGCGUUUCACUUCAGACAGAAUCCGAGUGUUCUGACUUGAGAAAAGCAUUCUGUUUGGGACAACUCUUUUUAUUACUAAUGGCAUUUAGUAAAAUCCUUUUUAGAAGGCUUCCCCCCCUCCCCCAACCAAGUAGUGAAAAAUCAACAUGGUGCAUCGAAACCAUUGUAUGCCUUCUCUUGAGAUGUGCGAUUUUAAGAAGUUAUGGUUAAAUGGCCUUUCUGGCUCGGCCACUUUGCAGGAGAUUUAGGAGGCCUUGUGUACUCUUUGUGUCUUUUCUUGACGCUCAUGGAGACUUUUUGGAUUGCUGUGCUCUGUAUACUGUUAUCAGCGUGUUUCCCUUAUCACUGAGUUUCUUUUGAACAUACUGAUGCAUUUAAAGGAACAUCUCCACCCUAGGUUCGCCUUUCGUUUUUCUCUCUCUAGUGAUUCAGCUCGGCUCACAGGGCUCCUCUCAUGUCUUCAGAAACUGAAUGUUUUACUUGGUAAUAGUUUUAUUGAGAAUCCCUGUGGUUUGGCCACAGCGUCAGUCCCCUCAAGCAGACAAAGCCAAUGAAAUAGUGACCCUGAAGUCCAGGGGAAGGGCUUCCUGGCAGGGGACUGGGGGACAAGCUUCUGGAUGAAGGGCUUCCUGGCAGGGGGCUGGGGGACAAGCUUCUGGAUGUUCACAGUUUUUGACAUGACUGAGUUAUUCUGGAGAAAUCAUCUCUCUUACACAGUUCCAAGUCCCGCUGCUUACCCCUUUGCCCCUGCUGAAAAAAAUCUUCCGCUUCACUUAGUUGUUCUGAUUGAGGGGGUAUUACCACUCGGUCUUUUUACAGCUGUGUGUGACCGUGACCAGGGCAGGCGGAUGCCCAGAUCAAUAACACAUCCCGGGCUCCAUAAGUUAACUUUGGGCAACGUGUGCUUUACAGACAGUUGGCUUUACUGUGGCUUUUAAAGAGCACAUUGAUUUCAUCCAGCUUGGGACUUCUAAACAUAGUAGGUGAUUGUUGUGGAUUUAUCAUGGUGGAACUUUUUAAAACUUAUUGAGCAUUCCACGAAAGAGUAAAAUGAAAACGAAGUCUUUUAUCUCUGUCGUUUGCUUGUGUCAGGCACGUUGGUACAGCGUGGUGGUUUGUAUCCUUGAUGUCUGCGUUUGUGUAUCCAUCUCAGGUCCUCGAUUACCUUCUUGUAGAGAAAUGACUUUUAUUUGUUAACGUUUAAUCAGCUUAGGAGAAACAGGACCACUCUUGCCCUCUAGGAUUCAUUUUCUUUUUGAAACUGAAGCCAUUUUAGGGAGCCAGUCUGUGUCGAAAUUAUGUGCAAAACAGCCUCCAUAUAAUUGCAGUUUGAAAACUCACUAAGAAUGAGAACAUGCCCGAGGCCAUCUGCCUGGAUGAAGCCUGGGCCCUGAGUCUCUGUAGCUGGAGGUGCUGCUAUCAGGGUCAGGUCUGGACGUGGGGAAUGGCUUUUCUGGAGAGAGCGACAGCGCCCUGAGGCCUGAAGUUGAGCUUUAUGGCCCAGGCUUGAGAGCUCACUGUGAUUUGUGAAUGCCCUUUAAAGUUCUUAUGGAAGAUAGCAGGCUCGCGGCCCGUGUCCAGUGGCCCACGGGGCAGAGCUUCCCAUCCUAGAUCAUCCUGUCUGUACUUGCUGCUGCCCGUCAGGUCCAGGGGUCCAGGCGGUAGUGCCCCUUCCUUCGGGGUGGGGACCAGAGCUGUUGGAAACGCUGCCUUGCCUGGGCCAGCGCUCAGGUCCUUUCAUUCCUAGCAGGCGGGGCCGCCUGUUCUCAUGGGGGAGUCCACGGGUAGGUUGUGCACACGCGGAGCCCCUGCCAGCCCUGUGCCUUUAGCCCUGACAGUUCACCGCACAUGGUGCAACCCGGGUAGGACACACCGGGAUUCUGGGGCCCCCCGGGGCCUGAGUCACAUCUGCUUGCUCUGAGUUUUUACAUCAAGCCUGCCUGAGAGUGCUCGGUGUAAUUUAGGAAAAGCAAAAAUAAAGCUGCCUGUUCCCUAGAAAGACACCGGCAGGGUCGCCUUGAGAGCCUUUCGGAGACUUGCAGCAUUACCAUCUGAUGCCCCUCCUUUCAGCGAGGAGCGCCGUCCCUGUUGUUCAUGGGGACACAGGAUGGACCGGGCCUGAUGUCAGGUGUAUACAGGAUGUGGGGAGAUGGCCCGCGUUGUGGUUUCUGACCUUGCCGUCACUCCCAGGAAAGCCUGGGUGUUUGACACUGCAGAUGUGGCUUUAAUCGAAGAUGACCUUUGACAGGUGGUAUUCACACUGACCCUCUGGAAGCACACAUCUGUUGAUUCAUUUAGAGGCCUUUAAUUCUGGGGGGUUGGGGAGGGGAAGAAGAACAUGGAGAUGGACUGUGGCUGAGUGCCCCUGGCUGGGUGGGGGCGACGGAGGGUGUGGUGAUCAGAGUCCUUUGGGAAUGGAUGGUGCAGUGAGGUUUCACUGGCCAUGCCUGGGCUCUGAGCUGGGCUCCGCCCUGCGUCCUGUAGCCUGGCCAGCCCAGCUUCACCAUCGUCACCGGGGACCAGCGCCUUCAGGGGCGUCAUUAUAGAUGGUAACUCAGCAGAGACCGACCCAGGACCUGAGUGUAAAGAGAACCUUUGAAGGCCCGAAUGCUGGCCCAUCAGUGUUUCCUUCACCCCCGGGAGGAGCUAAGGAAUGAUGUCUGCCCCUCUGGAAUCUUUUUAAAGGGGAACAGAUUCUCUUUACAGCAUACUGUUUCUUAAAACCGGUUUAAGAACCAGACAAAUUCCUGAUGAGCACAUAGGACCCGGGGAAAGGGGCUUAUCAGAUAUGCAGAAAUUACUCCAAGAUGAUUUCAUCUUUCUCACCUGUGUUCCAAAAGUUAAAAGUUAUUUUGCAGAUUAGAAGAGAGUGUUUUCCCUUGGUUGUAUUUAAAAAUGAGAGUACUGAAAAGAACCAGGGUGGGCUUUUUUUUUUUUUUUGUCUAUUUCUCAGAUUCUCAUUGAUGAAUAAAUACCUGUCUAUGUAUAUAUAAAUCAUAGUGAAAUCAUCAAGGGAAAACAUUUUGCAUGUAUAAAGCUUCCUGAAGGUCUCUUUCAAAAAUACCAAAGGUUGUUUAUUCCUUAUCAUUAACCCAAGCCCUUAUGAAAGUAAACAAAAUGAAGAGUUGUGACGGGUGUUGUCAAAAUUGCCAGCUGGAAAGAAGGGGGUGCAUGAGAGCAGAAUGACUGAUGCGUCCUGACCCGGAGAGCCUGCUGUUUGGGGGCGCCAAGCCCAUGCUCGCCCCUCCUUAGUUUGCACAAUCCUGUCUUCCGAGAUUCCAGCAGCCUUCAGGGAGGGGUAGGUACCCGACCUUUCCCUUAUCUCAUUUUACCGUGGGUGUAUUCUACUCUUGUGUAAAAACAUGCAUGAAUGAGUCAUGCACAUGUAUACAUUAUGUAUUUGACAAGUGGUGGUAAAAACAAACAAACAAACAAAAAAAAACCAAAACAAGUUUGGUUUGUGUUUUUGAAAUGUCAGUACAUUUUGUGCCACUCACACUGUGAUGUAUAAAAGAGCUGUUUGAACGCCUUUUAAUGUCGUGUUUUGUACUUUGGAAUCAUAUAGACAAGUUUGAUUUGUAAUUUCAAUACAUAUUUUAAGUGUAUUGUGUCUUAUGUAGUUUGUCCCCCACCCCUUUAGAAGGGAUUUCUUUUUAAAGAUAUUUUGGCUGGAAUACAGGUUACUUUUGUAAA